Bicyclus anynana (squinting bush brown) is the source of this 2470-nucleotide messenger RNA. RefSeq lists its product as uncharacterized. The record is from RefSeq and is a predicted model, not a curated record. NCBI's taxonomy places the organism in Eukaryota, Metazoa, Arthropoda, Insecta, Lepidoptera, Nymphalidae. The transcript has 12 exons. The coding region runs from base 376 to 2448 and encodes 690 amino acids.
UGCCAGGAACCCAUUGAAGUAUUUACAAUUUUACAAUAAACACAAAAAUAUUCAUUGAAACUAGGCAAAAUUAGUUCAAAAUGUAGAAACAAUCCCACUAACCUAAUCAUUUUGAAGAUGGUGACAAGCCGGUGUCAGAUUAAUAAGCCAUUUCUGAAAAAAAAAACACAUGAAAGUACUGUCUGAAAUACUUCCUAAAAAUUUAGUCUGUGAUUAAUGAUCUUUUUCAUGGCUUAAAAAGAAAAGAUUCUAAGACUGAGAAUAUUAAAAAAGAAAAAAAAACACUACCGCAUCCGCAGCACUUUUAGUGAAUUUCCCGCCAUUUGCCAUUGCCCAUUGCGAAAAUAUUUUAUAAUAAAUAGAAAAAUUAUAGCAAUGUCGAAUAAAGAAGAAAAUAACUCUGGUGCAAUGGUGCCAUAUACUAAUGAAAUCAAUGAUUAUCAAAUGCAAUUUGAAAUUGGCAUUGAAUCAUUACAAGCAACUGCACAAUUGGAACAAAAACUCCUCAAGUAUGCGAAAAAACGAAAAGAAAUGUAUGGUUUUAUAAGAAACACUAAUUCACUUUUGGAGACUGAGAUAAAACAUGACGAAGAAAAAAUAGAGAGUAUGCACACUUCGAUAGCAGCGAGCAAAUCGCGAAUAACCGACCUCAAGAAACAAUUGCUACUUGCUAAGGAAGCAAAAGAAAAUGCGGCUAAAAAAGCGGACGAUCAAUUAAAAAAAUAUGAAGAAAUGUGGCUCGUUUGUAAAACUCGCUUCCAAAGUAUCCCGUUCGUGAAGCGAUACUAUGAUGUAGUCAGUGAAGUUGACUCGGUAAGAGGUAACAUCGAAUCCCUCCUGGUUCAGUCUAAACAAUUGGACCGAGAUAUUAACUCAAAGAAAGUGGAAUUAUGGUGUUCCGAUAAAAAACGAAUUAUAGAACUGGCCGAAUACAUGGUCCACAAACGACCGGCUCUUUUGAAACUAAUUGAUGAGAAAACGAAGAAAAUGAAAACUAAUAAUUUCGUUUUCAAAAAUACGCUGUCUGAUGUGAAUACUGUGAAUCAGCCUAGACAAGGAAUCCGAGACACGUUCGUGCUGCCGAAAUUGCAACUACUGAAUAUGCCUUCUACGGUCUCCAAUCAUUAUGAUAAGUUGCAGGAAGGUUACAGAUCGGCUGAAUCUUAUUCUUACUCGACAAAUAAUUCACAUACGUCGAAAAGUUCCGAUAAAAACAAUGAAAAUGUAUACGUUUCAUCAUUUUUCUUGACGUCAUCAAAGACGGCGAAACAGAAGAAGUACUCCGACAGGAAAUUAAUUACAAUUUUAGAUAAUGUUAAGUUAGACACAAAUGGAACCUAUAAAAUUCUCUCUAAAUUGAAUCCGUACGAACUUCACGAUGUCAAUGUUAUUGAUGCUGCAGUAUCUGAAGUGAAGGAGACUCAACACAAGGACAAGGUUACAGAACAAACUGAAGUGAUCGAAGAAAUAGAUUUGACAAAGGAAGUAUCCAAAGAAGUUAUUCUACCAGUAACCCAGAUUGAAGAAUUAACGCAGGUAAACGAAGAACGCGAUGAAGUUAUGGAGAAUAUUGAUCUGACAAAUAAUGUAUCGCAGGACAUUAUACCACCGCCGACACAGUUCUUAACACUUUCGCAAUCACAGAAUUUUCCAGAAAAAAGAGUUACAUUUAAUAUGAAUACACAUGACGAUUUACCUAACACCGUAGCGGAUGACGCCAAGUAUCAAGAAAAUUAUAAUGUAGCAAAUAAUACUUCUAAUAACCAACUAAACAGUAGCACGGCUAGCCAAGAUAGUUAUAAUAAAAUUAAAGAUUUCGUAUUCAAGAAACACAAUCUAAAUCUAUCACCAGAGUUUACUUACAAAAAAAAUACGGUGGUUUCUAAGGUGUCAGAUAAAAUUAUAACUUCAGAAUAUUUUGAUAAAAAUAAAAAAUGUGAUGGAAGUAAUAUUAAUAUUGAGCCAGAAAAAAUUGAUGUAGAAGUACUCCAGACACAAGAUGGAAACGUUAAGGAAUCUGAGAAUAAGACUGUUGAAGAAAAUCAACUCAAUAAAUCUGAUAUCUCAGAGGGACAAAUGUGUCCACAAAAAGAUGAUGCACCAUCAGCUCUACUAGCAUUUCGAAACUUCAUUCAGGACUUACCUUAUAUUUCUUUGGACACAACAGGAUCUGACGAUGCGGAUGUGGAGUUCCCACAAUGUGAUCCAACCCUUCUUUUAUCACCGAAAGCUGAUUAUGAAACACAAACCAUAAAUAAGGAAGUGGAUGUGCAACAGGAAAAUGUUCCUAGUUUUAUGGCAGGAUAUAAAAAAGCCCGUACAUUUUUUGGAAGCACAUCUGGAAAUCAACCUGAAUCUGAUGAACAAAACCAGAGUACCAAUUUUAAUUUCAUGUUCGGUGGACAAGAAAAGACCAAGAGAGGUGGCUUAUUUAGCAUGUUCCGCUAAAAUACUUGCUUAAAGAAGAAAU